ACAGAACUGGUGGGAUGAGUGAGUGCAACAGUAUGAGAAAAAGGAACAGGACAGAACAAGAUUUGUUUUUUAAUUAAAUAUUUGUGAAUGUAGGUGUUUUGCAGACCUACUUUUUCCCAUGCUGCCCUAACCCUCCCAUGCUUCUUGAAGCUGUCUUUUUUUUCUUACAGAGCACCAAUGUCCAACACGACCCCCACCACAGAUGCCUCAGGCGGACAGCUGUUCUGUCCCCUGCUGGAGAUGAUGAAGGAGCACCGCCUCAACAACAACACACAGGCCAAUUUGGUGGUGGUCUGCAUCCAUGGACUGGUCUCCUGCCUGGGGAUUUUGGAGAACGCCCUCAUCCUCUGGGUGGUGGGCUUCCGCUUGAGACGCCGCACAGUGGCAUCUAUCUGGGUGCUCAAUCUGGCCAUGUCUGACUUCCUGACAACUCUGACGCUGCCCCUAUUCACCUACUAUCUCUACUCCUCGCAUAGUUGGGAGCUAGGCAGCCUACUUUGCAGUAUGCAGGCGUCCAUCUUCUUCUUAAACAUGUUCGUGUCGGCCUUCCUGCUGGCAGCCAUUUCAGUGGACCGCUACCUUCUGGCAGCCAAGCCGGUGUGGAGCCAGAAUCAUCGCUCAGUGCAGGGAGCGUGGAAGGUGUGUGCGUUGGGUUGGCUGUGGGGACUGAUCAACACAUUGCCUUUCUUGAUGUUCCGUGCAGUGACCGAGAAACAGGAUGGGAGAAAACUGUGCUAUCAUAACUUUGCCUUGUAUUCAUCCUCUCAAUCCACUCUGGAGAGAGAUUGCAAAGUGAGGCAAGCGUCAACCGCCAUCUCCAAGCUCCUGCUGGCAUUCCUGUUCCCCCUGGUGGUAAUCGCAGGAAGCUACAUCCAAAUUGUUAUCAGCCUGAGGAACAGAAGCAGGAGGAGGAAGCAGAGUGCCGGGCGGCUCAUGGAUACACUUAUUGUGUCCAACAAAGAUGGGGCAAUAGAAGCCACAACUCCUACAAUCACAAAAAACUCUAAUAUAUUUCUCAAGCCUCUGUCUUCAGGACCAUCUUUAUCACUGACACCCACUUACUUGUCACCUACUGCCCCUAAUCCCAAUCAGCUGUCCAAGAGCUUCACCAAGAUGGUAACAUUUGUGAUCGCAGCUUUUGUUCUGUGUUGGGCACCCUAUCACAUCUUCUGCAUGAUCGAAGUGACAGCCCAGUAUUGGCAAGAAAAUCUCAAUUUUGUGGAGGUGGGGCUGCCUUUGGCAACAACCUUUGCAUUCUUAAAUCCUGUGUUGAACCCCAUUCUGUACGCCUUCAGCUGCCCAAACUUCUGUGUGAGAAUACGACAGAGUCUGGGAGAGGUGUUUGACGGUCUGGUAGAGGAAGGAGGGGGGUUACUUUUGGUUCCUGGGAGAACUAUAAGAGCUCAUAUUAGACGGAAGGGCAGUCGAGAUGUGAACUUUGAAAUGCCGCGGUCACCAAAGGGCUCAAGUUCACUGUGUCCAUCAACUCACAGCCCAUCGUCCCAACCACUGCAUUCACUCUCUGAAGGUCUCAAAGACACUCAUAAAUCAAAAGAUGUGGUUGAGCCUAGCUGAGACUACAUUUUUGUUGGAAACAUGUCCAAAGGUCUCCAUGUAGAUAUAGGCCUUAUUCAAUGGAAGCCACCACAAAAAGCAUGUAUGGAACUCUGUCGCUCAGUUCAUUUAUCAUCUUGGUCCAGACUGAAAUAACAAUUAUAGGUGAUACCAUAACUUUUCCGUGUAGCUUCUGCAUGAUUCAGAUUAUUUAGUUUUUUAUUUAAAUGUCUUGAAAACUAUUGUGCGAAAUAAGUAUUCCGCCACAGCAUGCAUUUUGAUAACAUUUGUUAAUUUUCAUCUAGCAACACCAUGAGAUCUUCAAGACAAUAUGUGCAUUGUGACUUCAUUUAAAUAUCGUCCAAAAAAAAAGUUUGCACAGCAUUGAAUGGCAUCACUCUAUGCCAUAAAUCAAGUUAUAUGUAUUAUGAUAAAUCUUAUUCUAAUGCAACUUGCAAUAGUACGGAAGCCAUUAAAGCCAGUGAAAGGGAAUGAAAAAUCUUCGUUACUUUAAAAAGUGCUUUUUUAAAUCUGUGGA
Gymnodraco acuticeps is the source of this 2092-nucleotide messenger RNA. RefSeq names its product prostaglandin D2 receptor 2. Gene Ontology annotation, molecular function: complement receptor activity; G protein-coupled receptor activity. The record is from RefSeq and is a predicted model, not a curated record. Gene Ontology annotation, biological process: positive regulation of cytosolic calcium ion concentration; phospholipase C-activating G protein-coupled receptor signaling pathway; complement receptor mediated signaling pathway. Bases 178 to 1575 code for a protein of 465 amino acids. Gene Ontology annotation, cellular component: plasma membrane. Lineage: Eukaryota; Metazoa; Chordata; Actinopteri; Perciformes; Bathydraconidae. The transcript has 2 exons.